Monoraphidium neglectum is the source of this 1395-nucleotide messenger RNA. RefSeq lists its product as hypothetical. Bases 1 to 1395 code for a protein of 464 amino acids. The transcript is spliced from 7 exons. The record is from RefSeq and is a predicted model, not a curated record. NCBI's taxonomy places the organism in Eukaryota, Viridiplantae, Chlorophyta, Chlorophyceae, Sphaeropleales, Selenastraceae.
AUGAGGCGGAGCCGAGUAGCAUGCAUGGUUCUGAUUGCCUGUCUGGCCACGCUUUACGUGGCUGACGCCGCAAAGCCAAACCCCAAGGGUAAGGCCCCAGCCGACGCACCCCCGUCCGCCACACCGCCCGCCGCGCCCCGCAUCCUGCAGCCGCCAAGCGCCCCCGCCGCGCUGCCCCCGCUGCCGAGCGGCGCCGCCCCGGCCGUCGCGCCCGCUGCGCCCGCCGCGCUCGCCGCGCCCGCCGCGCCUGCGGCGCCCGUCGCACCCGCGCCGCUGACGCCGUCGGGGUCGCCCAGCGGGUACUCUGUUGAGGCUGCCGAGGGCUGCAUUAAUGCCGGCGCCCUCCAGGGCGACACCACCGCCUGGCUGGCCUGCCACAAUGCCAAGGCGGCCUGCCAGGGCUUCGGCCCCGGCAUCGUCAUCCGCGCUAACGCCGCCGCCGCCGCAAACGCGACGGCGGUUGACUUGAAGGCGGCCAAUGGCAGCGCCUCGCUGGUGCAGUGCAGCAAGUUCGCGCACGGCGCCUGCCAGCAGGGGGCCAAGACCGCCUCUGACUUCCUGUGUGCCGCCGAGCUCGCCACCGGCUUCGGCGACUGCUCUCCGGAGGACUUUGCCACCGCCUUCGCAAUCGAGGCAACCGCCGCCUGCGCCAGCACCGCCAAGGCCGCGACCGGCGUCGACCCCGAGACGGGCGCGUGGGCCGGCGCCGCCGGUAACGCGACGGCGCCCCCCGAGGCGCCCUCUGGCGGCAAGGGCGGCGCGGCCCUCGGUCUGGCGAAGAGGACCGAGGACGACGCCACCAUCCACAGCCCUUUCCAGAACCCUUGGACCGACCCCUUCACCAACCCCAACUGGUGGAUGUACGCAAGGGGCGGCCCGUACGGGCCCUACACCGGCGGCGCGGGCAGGGAGUCCCCAGCGGGCGGCUACGUCAACGGCAACUGGUACCAAUUCAGCGGCGUCUGGUACCAGUAUUUGGCAGGCCAGUUCUACCCCGCCGCGAACACCGGCGGCGGCGUCAGCAGCGGCGGCGGCGCGUCCUCCGGCGGCGUCUUCUCGGGCGGCUCCCCGGCCGGCCCGUCGGGCCCGCCGGCCGGGCAGGACCGCACGGCUCCUGUUUACCAGAACGGCCAGUGGUACCAGCUGGGCGGGGUGUCCUACCUUUACCAGGACAACCAGUGGCACUACCUCAAGGACGACCAGUGGUACCUCUUUUCGGAGAACAACUGGUACUACUACGAGCCCAAGGCGGCCACCUACUACUACUACUCAAACGGCAUGUACUACGUCCCCGACACACCUACCGCCACCACCGGCCACUGGUUCAACGUGCCCAAGCCCCGCACCCCCCCUGCCGCGCCGACUGGCCGCCCCAGCCGCCGCCUGCUUGCCUAA